CCCUCCGCGGGCCAGCCCUCAGGUUCCAGUAAAGCCCCUGCUUUCCUGGCCACCUUGCGGUGCUCUCUGCCGGGUCUCCACCCUCACUUGGCUUCACCGGCGACCUCGCACGUGACUUAAGACAUGGCUGCCCAGUGUGUCACGAAGGUGGAACUAAAUGUUUCCUGUGACAACCUUUUGGAUAAAGAUGUAACAUCAAAGUCGGACCCUUUAUGUGUGCUGUUUUUGAGCACGAGUGGUCAACAGUGGUAUGAGGUUGAACGGACAGAAAGGAUUAAGAAUUCUUUGAGUCCCAAAUUUUCUAAGACAUUUAUUAUUGAUUACUACUUUGAAGUGGUUCAGAAAUUGAAAUUUGGAAUUUUUGACAUCGACAACAAAACUAUCGAGCUGAGUGAUGAUGACUUCUUAGGAGAAUGUGAAGUCACUCUUGGACAAAUUGUUUCCAGUAAGAAAUUAACUCGACCACUGGUGCUCAGAAAUGGCAGACCUGCAGGCAAAGGGAGUAUUACGAUUUCAGCAGAAGAAAUCAAGGAUAACAGAGUGGUCUUGUUUGAAAUGGAAGCCAGAAAACUGGAUAAUAAGGAUUUGUUUGGAAAGUCAGAUCCAUACUUGGAGUUUCACAAGCAGACAUCAGAUGGCCACUGGCUGAUGGUUCACCGAACAGAGGUCAUAAAAAACAACCUGAAUCCUGUGUGGAAGCCUUUUAAAAUCUCUCUUAACUCUCUGUGCUAUGGAGAUAUGGACAAAACCAUUAAGGUAGAGUGUUAUGAUUAUGACAAUGAUGGAUCACAUGAUCUUAUUGGAACAUUUCAAACCACCAUGACAAAACUCAAAGAAGCCUCCAGAAACUCACCUGUUGAAUAUGAAUGCAUAAAUGAAAAAAAGAGACAAAAGAAAAAAAGCUAUAAGAAUUCAGGUGUUAUCAGUGUAAAGCACUGUGAGAUUACUGUAGAGUGCACAUUUCUUGACUACAUCAUGGGAGGGUGCCAGCUGAACUUUACUGUGGGAGUGGACUUCACUGGCUCCAAUGGUGACCCCAGUUCUUCAGAUUCCCUGCAUUACAUCAGUCCUAAUGGUGUUAAUGAGUAUCUGACUGCCAUCUGGUCUGUGGGAUUGGUAAUUCAAGAUUAUGAUGCUGAUAAGAUGUUUCCAGCUUUUGGCUUUGGAGCUCAGGUGCCUCCUCAGUGGCAGGUGUCUCAUGAGUUUCCAAUGAACUUUAACCCGUCUAACCCCUACUGUAAUGGAAUCCAAGGCAUUAUAGAGGCUUAUCGGACCUGUCUUCCUCAGAUAAAACUCUAUGGACCAACUAAUUUUUCUCCAAUUAUAAAUCACGUGGCCAGGUUUGCAGCUGCAGCCACACAGCAGCAGACAGCAUCUCAAUACUUUGUGCUCUUGAUCAUCACGGAUGGCGUAAUCACAGACCUUGAUGAAACCAGACAUGCUAUCGUCAAUGCUUCCAAAUUGCCCAUGUCUAUCAUCAUCGUGGGAGUUGGGGGAGCUGACUUCAGUGCCAUGGAGUUUCUGGAUGGUGAUGGAGGAAGUCUCCGCUCCCCAUCAGGAGAGGUGGCCAUAAGAGAUAUUGUUCAGUUCGUGCCUUUCAGACAAUUCCAGAAUGCUCCGAAAGAAGCCCUUGCACAGUGUGUCUUGGCAGAGAUUCCCCAGCAGGUGGUGGGCUACUUCAACACAUACAAACUCCUUCCUCCCAAAAGCCCUGCUGUGAAAUAGGAGGAGCCAGGACAACUCCAGGAUUCAUAAGCCUCGUGGAGCAAUGCCAUCUCUUAUGCAGAAUGAAAUCUUAUCUACCUUAUGUGCUUUUCACCCUCCGUGUUCCCAAUAUAAACCCAACUUUUUGUAUGUAUUUUAUUUGUUUAAAACAUAUGUUUUAUAUUUUUUGAAGAGGACAGUAGCAAAUUCAUCUCUGCUUCAUAAAUUCGGUGAUUGUUAGUGAUGUCUAGAAAUUCUAAGAGUGCUAUUUGGAAUUGAAUUUAAUAUGGGAAAAGUGGGGAUUUGUUGGUUUGUUGUCUACUUUCUAUAAUGAAAAUGCUAUUUUUAAAUGUUGUCAGAGCGAAUGAGGAAUGACAGGAUGAUAUCGUUUGCAGGUUGCUAUACUGUUUAUAGUAAAUAUCUUGCAGGCCCAAGUCUGUACUUGUGGCUGUGAGAGCUCCUUAAAACAAGUAGUACUGAAUUUGUACCUGUGACUUUAUAUUUGUCCCUUUCCAUGCUGCAGUGAUGCAUUAUACAUAAUUGUUUUCACAUGGGGCUUCAUGAAAAGCAGGCGCUUACUCAGUUUUUAAAAUGUACAAUCAACCAGUGGAAAGAUCCUUGUAGACAAGACAGUUUUGCCUUUUGAAAUCUCUUCUUUUCACUGUGAACUAUUGCACACAAAAUGGUCAGGUUUGGCCUUUCUUUUAUUGAGUAAAGAAGACACUUGAGCUUCUGUGGAAGUGCAAAUGAUAGGUCAUCCCAGAGGCUACAUUGACUAGGUCAGUGUAAGGUAACUAAGUGAUUGGGAUUGGUUCGUCCAUUAAAGCUGUGAGGACCAAACAUUUAAGAUGAAAAUUCAUAGUUGUAGGCUAGGCAUGGUGGCAUACCAUGCUAACACUUGGGAGGCAGAGGCAGGAG
Molecule: messenger RNA, 2622 nt
Organism: Onychomys torridus (southern grasshopper mouse)
Lineage: Eukaryota; Metazoa; Chordata; Mammalia; Rodentia; Cricetidae
Gene: Cpne3
Product: copine 3
Exons: 16
Coding region: 124-1725 (533 amino acids)
Biological process (GO): cellular response to calcium ion; ERBB2 signaling pathway
Cellular component (GO): plasma membrane
Molecular function (GO): receptor tyrosine kinase binding; calcium-dependent phospholipid binding
Source: RefSeq, a predicted model, not a curated record